AAAGCUUUGGGUUGCCGUCUUCGCUGCCGGUCGCCGGGAGCCACCGCGCUGGUAUCCGAGUCACAAGUGUCGGCUUCGGUCCGGAAAAGUAAAAGCGGGUCGUGCCAACCCCGGGGCCGCCCAACGCCUCUCCCGGCCAGAGCUGGAGACCACGUCCCGCGGCGGCCACCCGCGCGGAGCCGGACCGAGCCCCCUAGGAGGGAGCCGCGGCCAGAGGACCUGCGGCGGCCGGAGCGGUAAAACUGAGUGAGUAGAGAGGCAUAUCUGAGAGUCAUUCACUAUGUCGCGGAGAAGAUUUGAUUGCCGAAGUAUUUCAGGCUUGCUGACUACGACUCCUCAAACACCAAUGAAAAUGGAAAACUUCAAUAACUUCUAUACACUUACAUCUAAAGAGCUUGGAAGGGGGAAAUUUGCAGUGGUUAGACAGUGUAUAUCAAAAUCUACUGGCCAAGAAUAUGCUGCAAAAUUUCUAAAAAAGAGAAGAAGAGGUCAAGAUUGUAGAGCAGAGAUUUUGCAUGAAAUCGCUGUGCUGGAAUUGGCAAAGUCUUGUCCUCAUGUGAUUAAUCUUCAUGAGGUCUAUGAAAACACAAGUGAAAUCAUUUUGAUACUAGAAUAUGCUGCAGGUGGAGAAAUUUUCAACUUGUGCUUACCUGAACUGGCUGAAAUGAUCUCUGAAAAUGAUGUUAUCAGACUUAUGAAACAAAUAGUUGAAGGAGUUUAUUACCUACAUCAAAAUAACAUUGUACACCUUGAUUUAAAGCCCCAGAAUAUAUUAUUGAGCAGCAUAUGCCCACUUGGGGAUAUUAAAAUUGUGGAUUUUGGAAUGUCUCGAAAAAUUGGGAAUGCUUGUGAGCUACGGGAAAUCAUGGGAACACCAGAAUACUUGGCUCCAGAAAUACUGAGCUAUGAGCCCAUUACUACAGCAACAGAUAUGUGGAACAUUGGCAUAAUAGCAUAUAUGUUGUUAACUCAUACAUCACCAUUUGUGGGAGAAGAUAAUCAAGAAACCUAUCUCAAUAUUUCUCAAGUUAAUGUAGAUUACUCAGAAGAAAUAUUUUCAUCAGUCUCACAGCUGGCCACAGAAUUUAUCCAGAGCCUUCUAGUAAAAAACCCAGAGAAAAGACCAUCCGCGGAAACCUGCCUUUCUCAUUCUUGGCUACAGCAAUGGGACUUUAGAAGCUUGUUUCAUCCUGAAGAAACUUCCAGUGCCUCUCAAAUUCAAGAUCUCCCUGUGAGGUCCUCUGAAGACAAGUGUUGUAAAUCCCCCUGUAAUGGGAGCUGUGGUGACCGGGAAGACAAGGAGAAUAUCCCAGAGGACAGCAGCAUGGUCUCCAAAAGGUUUCGCUUUGACGACUCUCUGCCAAGCCCUCACGAACUGGUUUCAGAUCUGCUCUGUUAGCACUUUCUCUCUUUGACUCGUUUGGACUGACCGAAAUUUGACAUCCACUCCAGGAUGUGAUUGUAUUUUUUAGCUUUCUAUAUGUUUAUAUUAUAUAAAUGCACUUUUACAUAGAGGAAUUUAGGGAAGCAUUUUAAUGCUAAAUUUAUAGUUGCUAGCAUAUCAUUUCCUCUCCUAAGAUGGUUCUACAGAACAGGAAAUAUUUAAAUAUAUGGCAAAAAAUAAAACAAUACAUGUGAGUUCACAUGUGUCAAUUCAAGUUCAGAUGAACUUAUAAAAAGGUUUGACAUAUCAGGGGAAAAAAUGGUUUUGUGGUGGUUGGUACAAAAUGGAGACAUGAAGAUUUACUAGCUUCCAAGGUGAUUCCUUUGCCAUGACUCUCUUGAAAUAAUGUGUUUUGGAAAACAGUGCCAAGUUCAAAACAAACUAUGUACUAAUUUGUAGGUCCUCUAGGGCAGCUUAUAAUUGAAAUUAUUUUCCAAAUACAAGUAUUUUGAAACUUUUUGAGAUUUCUGUUUUAUAUGACAUGCUCUGUAAAAGAUUUCCUUCAGAAUGAAGAGGAAUCUAGGUCAAAGAUAGUCUCUAAAAGUCAGAGAAAACAGUAGCAUCUUCAUCUUUUAACACAAAUGUCUUUUACCCACUCAUCAUACUCAAAUCUAAUAACAACUGGAAGAUUGGAACUGCCUCAUAUACAAGUAUAGAGGUUCAUUGUUCUUUAGCUAAGAGCGGCCAUGCCAUCUUUCUAGUCAAUAGAAAUAUUUAUUGAAUGUUGCAGAAAAUGUUGACAAAGCCAGGCGGCUCACUAAAUCUUAGAUGUCUUCCAAGUCUCAGAAUACAAGCCUUCAUUGAGAAUUCUUAAAGUAUGCCUAUCUCUGAUAGGCCUGUUACACAAUGCCAGAGUCAGCAGUAGCAGCAGCAUAAAGCAGAACAUCAAGCUCUUCUAAAACUAUUGUGUGUAAUUCCCAGCGAGGAGCCUCCCUUCAAGGCCAUCUACAGAGUGGCCUAUAAACGUGGUCUUCUGCUGGGAGCAAUUCAAGUAAGGAUCUGGGGAGAUCACUAUGAUUGACUGGUGGCUGGUGACUAGGUUCAGCCCUAAUUAUGGGAGGAGUAUUAUGAAGGGUAUGUUUGGGGGUCCUCUUUGAUGAGUUUCCAUCUUGUGGUCAUUAAAAGCCUAUUGUAAUGUUAUGUUCUGAUAACUAUAAUCUCAGGACAUGUUACUAGUUCAGACUAUAUGUUGACAAAAACAAAACCAUUUUUCCCAAUGAAUCAAAAAAUACUCUAAAGACCUUUAUAUUAUUAAAAUUUUAAGAAGACUCCAAAUUCUUUAUAUAACUCUAAAAAUAUUCAUCAUGUGACUAUAUUUGAUCAUAUUUCAAGUUCCUUUAAAUCUUUGGCAUUUUCAAAAGAAAAUCUAUUUGUACUUUGUGUUUGUGUGUAAAUGUGUAUAAGUGUAGGUGUGUGUAUAUAUAUGUAUAGGUAAAUAGAUAAAAUACUGUCUUUAAACAACUUUUUGUUCUUUUGCUCUAGUAUACUGUGUUCAACUCAGGUGCCAAAGGAGCUCUUUUUCAAUGAAAAGUAAAUAAUAAAUAAUAAGCAUAAGUUCUUUGGGAAGUAGUUUGUUGGUCCAUUGAAACUAUAGACACUGUAGAUCUUUUUAUCUUCUGGAUUAAGAUAGUUCAGGUGUUGUUGAGGUAUUGGAGAAUCUUUCCCACAAGAUCAUAAUAUAUUUUUUUUAACUUUUUAGAGGAAUUAUACCAGACCAAUCAAAAACUAAAAAUGAAGAGAUAUUUGAAUUUUGAAUUAAAAACGAUGUCUUAAAAAUCAUUUUACACUGGCUUUCUUUUACUCUGAGGAAUCUUAAAAUAGUUUAAAUGUUUCUCCCUUAGUUAGUAGAAUACAAAGUGAUAAAUUUCUAUAUCUUUUCGCCUAACAUAAAAUUUUAUUGUAAAAUAGCAACUAAUAGUUGCAUAGAAAAUGUCAAAACUGUCUUUGGAUAAAGGUGUACUUAAAUACUUUGAUUUAUUAAAAUGUGGAAAUAAAUGAAUUCAUGAGAAUUCAUUAGCAAAGAUUCACUAGUAAGAGUUUAUUCUUAUUCUUUUUUUUUCCUCCCAACCUUGAAAAGAAAAUCAGUCAAAAACAAAUGAUGUGUCUUUACAGCACACUGAAACACAUGUGAAGAGAACUUACAAUUGGGAUAGUUUGUGAAAUUGAAUUUGCUUUUUGGAUAAGAUCCCUGGAUGGGUGAGAUGAUGUGUAGAUGAAAACACAGUUGUCAUUUUAAUUCAUUCUCCUGCUUUAAAUUUGCCUAACUCUGAGCAGUGAAAUAAUGAUGACAAUUUAAACAAAGCAAGGAGUUUCUGUCCUGUAGUCUGUGAGGCAAUAAGGUGAUUGUGCCAGAACAUAAGUGUGAAAGAAAGUCAGCUGAACCAGGGUGAUAACAGACGCUGCUGACCUUCAUCUCUCACGUCAAUAGAUUGCAAAUAGUUCAUGGACUAUACUUUGAGAAGCUUUGCUCUAAGCGGCAUUGAUAGGUAUUGAUACUUUAUAACUGUUUACAUUUCCUCUGGUUUUGAAUUUUUGCUUUGAUAUCUGACUUGGUAACUUGUCCUUAUUGUGUAAACAAUUGUGCUUUAAUUUCAAGUUAUAUUAAAAUAAUUUGAUUUCCAAUUUGGGAGAAUAUUGUCAACUUAUAAUUUUAUAAAAGUAUUUUAAAGAACAAUAGCUGUAAAUUUCACAUAAAUGGCAACUGCCCAGUCACCUAAACUUUCAUUAAAUAAUCAUGUUGUUUAUGAACACAUAGAUAUUGUGAUAUUCUAGGUUUUAAAACCUAGAAAACUGUGUAUUAUCAACUUAAUGACCCUUUCCACAAAAAAAUUAAAAAGCACUUUGGUUUUUUACAUU
This is a messenger RNA of Perognathus longimembris pacificus (Pacific pocket mouse), 4300 nucleotides long. RefSeq names its product serine/threonine kinase 17b (gene Stk17b). Gene Ontology annotation, cellular component: nucleus. The coding region runs from base 281 to 1399 and encodes 372 amino acids. NCBI's taxonomy places the organism in Eukaryota, Metazoa, Chordata, Mammalia, Rodentia, Heteromyidae. The record is from RefSeq and is a predicted model, not a curated record. The transcript has 8 exons. Gene Ontology annotation, molecular function: ATP binding; protein serine/threonine kinase activity. Gene Ontology annotation, biological process: positive regulation of apoptotic process; protein phosphorylation; intracellular signal transduction.